AUGGCGGAAGAAGUAGAGAGCGAUGUUAUUACAGAAAAUACUAGUGAAAUGGAAGAAAAGAUCGAAUAUCCCCUGGAUGUAAAGUACUGUGGAGGUAAUUUAUAUUAUUUUCAGUGUUUUGCAGUCGAGAGAGCUAAGUUUUUAUCGAAGGGAUGUUUGAAAGAGUUUUUCUGUUCUUCAAUUUCAUCUUCGCCCCCCUGAAAUCAAACUUGUCGUUCGAUUGCCAUGUGACAACCCGCUACAGUGUGCAGUUUACCUUUGGAGGUAAGUUCUCUUUCUCGAGUUCUAAAUGGCUUUGUUUUUCAUUUCAUUUUUGUUCUCCUUGACAGGUUUUAAUUUACGUACAGUUAUAGGCUUUGCAUAGGGAAGAGGGGUGGGGGGUAGGGUAAUUUUUGUUCAUAACUAACCCAGGGAGGGGUACCGCAGGGAAGUGCCGGAAUUCCUGUUUUUUUUUUUUACUCAUUACUUGUGAUAUUUGCCUAAAAACGUGGGUACAUGUCAGUACUUUUGAAAAUGUAGCAAUAACUAGGAAAUACAUUGAAAAUGUUGUGAUAGCUUCAAAAAUGAAAGAUCUUUGCGUGUUUUCCCCUACACUGUUCUCAUUAUUUCCUUUUUUCACCUCCAACUCCUCCCCUGCAAAAGAAAAGUUUAUCAAAAGAGACACCUCAAACUUACUGAUACAAGGAAAUCUUUACAUUGAAAUCUACUGUCUUUCAAGGAGUUUAACCCUUUAACUACUAAGAUGUGAUUGGUUAUUCUCCCCAUCAGUUGCUACUAAUUUCCACAUAAAUUAGUGACAAGAAUUUAGUGUUGGAUCAAGAUAACUUCCGCCUGAUAAGUUUGAGUAUUCUUAUUUUAUGUUUGCUAGAUAAUGUAUGGAUAUUACAGGGAGAUGUUAUAUUUUAAUCACUUCUGGAAGUUGUUAGAGGGUUGAAGCAAAUGUAUUCUUUAUAAUCAAACAUGCAGCUGUUUAUAUUUUACUUCUCCUCUGGUUAUGGCGGAUUCUGCAUGAAGAUUACUCUUGAAAGAUUAUUUUUUCUACAAUAAUGUCAAGAUAGCCUAGGGACAUGUUUGUUUUACUCCUUAGUACUGUGAAUACACUGCAGAGUAUGAGAAAUGCAAGGAGUGGUUAAAAGCAAAUAUUCCUGAUGCUUAUGAGGCACUUAUUGGUCAGGGUAAGUAUUUGAGUGAUUCAUUUGAGUGAAAUGUGCCAAUUGAGUGAAAUGUGAUCAAUUGAAUAUAAUUCAGAUUGAUAAAAUGAGAGAUAACAUGGAAGGGUGCAGGUUACCAGACCUUAAGGCAGGUUACCUCACCUUACUGGGGUUGCCCUGCCUCCAUGUAAACAGGCUCUCCAAUUAGAAAUCAGGGCUAGAGAUAGAAUUUUGUAAACAACACCAAUUCUCAUUGUGCCCCUUAGGUAUGAACUCAUAAGUUGGUCAGUAACGAUGGAAUGUUUUAGGAAUGAAAAGUGUACUGUCUUAUGAUGUUUUGGCAAACUAGACUCCUAGCUUUCCUGAUGUUUUAGGUUGUUUGUUUGAAAGGUUUAGCCAAGAUCUCUGUUCUUGUCAAUGAUAGACACCAAACAAAAUUGUUCAUCUAAGAUAAUCAUGCUGAAUUGUCAGUGAUGUUUUAGUUGCAGACCAAUUGGGUGAUAUGGAAGUAAGUGAAGGAGCAGCCAAAAAAAAGCAGACUAGAGGUGUGUAAAUAUCACCAGGGCUGUGUUCUUACAGCACCUGGUGGCUCCUGGUGCCUUACUUUUGCUCUUUGAUAACUAGGGCAUCUUAGUUAUUUCAUUAAAAGCAUGUGCCUGGCACAUUGGAUUUCAUAAUUUCAGAGCACUGGGCUCCCUCCACUUUUUCUUAAAGCACAGCCUUGAUCAUGUAUAAGAUAUCUAUCAUCUGACCUGUAUGGUUCCAUCUGCACUUUCAUUGAAAGCCUUUCUUCAAGUACUUUAGAUUAGAUGUAAGAAAUCUUUAAAGCACUUCACAGCUUAGGAUUCUAAGCUCUUUUUUCUCUUUUACUUUUAUUUAGGUGGCAAAGGGGUUGUCAGAGCACCCAAGAAAAAGGUAGAUGCUUGAAUAAUGAGGCUUGAAUGCUUCCUGUGAAUUUCCUGCAAAGUGUUUAUCGCAUUUUGAUUUGUGCUUAGUGAUGAAUUCUGGGUUGGUGUAGGUCCUGGAAAACCUGGAAAGUCCUGAAAUUUUAUUUUGACAUUUUCCAAGACUGGAAAGACCUGGAGAAGACUACAGGUCCUGGAAAGUCCUAGAAAUCUGCUUAAAUCAAGCAGUAAAGUUUUCAAGAGUUAAGGUCACUCAGCAAAAUUAAAAACACUUAAAAGUUAGAAGGGAUGGGAGCUAAAAGUAAUGCAGCCAGUCAUGGCGCAAUACAAUACACAAUGUGCAAUACAAUACACAAUGCACAAUACAAUACACAGUGCAGUAUGUAUAAUUAUGGAAAUCCACAGCCUGGAUAUUGUGGCAUUGUCAUUGUUGAGUCACACAUCAUUCUGGUACUUGAAAUUGAUAUUAUGAGAUUACUGAACCACAGUAUAUAGCAUUUACAAAAUGCUUUGCUUUUGAAUUUAUUAAUUUAAGCUUAUCACGUCCAUCACAAAAUACCUCAAUUUAUAAUUUUUAAGUAUUUAUUGGAUAAGGGAUUAUGUAAGUAGAUAUGUGUAGUUCUGUCUAAACCUUUUACCUUUGAACCCCUAAGAGUUACCAGUAUCUAAUUUCUCCUUACAAUAUCACCUCUGAAUCACACAUAAAGGUCAUGAGAAUAAAGAAAAUCAUCACCAACUGAAGAAGCUCUUGAUUGUAAAAGAAAUUCUCCUUGUCAGCACCUUAAUGAAAUGUAUGUAGAAUAGUAGGGAGAAUAUUCAAACUGAUGUUAGGAUGCAAAGGGUGGAUAUUAGACCAUUGAGUUACUAUGGCUUGCUGCUGCUGCAAGAAAAAUUUUUUUGCUCACCUAUGGUAGAUUGAACUUUGAGUGGUACAGCAAUUGCGCAGGCACUUAGAAAGGGUAUUUCUGUAGACCUCACACUUGUAAAUUGUAAUUGAACUCUAUACUUGUGACUUACUACAUAUGCAAUUGUAUUUUUCUUUAAGAAUGUAACAAAAAAGGUAACGCUUUCAAGAGCUCAGAGAAAUAAGAAGAAAUAUGUGACUGUUGUUACUGGACUGGGUACAUUUGGUAGGUGUAGAUUAUUUUGAUUUUGUUAAUUCUGAUUGCUUGUAUCGCUUUGUUGUGAUGUAAGACACUAUCUAGUCUGUGUUAGGUGCUCUUUGAAUUAUAUUAAAGGCACUGAAAAAGAGUGGGUAAGGAACUUUGGUUGAGGUUGGGGAAAGAGUUACUUAUUUUUAAAUUCAACAUAUGGUUAUGCAGUCUUGUAACACAGGAAAGGAGCCUUUUUGCCAGUGUUGCCAUUUCACCUUGACUUGAUACUCUAAAGUCUGAGUCAUGUGGUCAAGAGCACUCUUCAUAAUUCCACUCUCUAGCUAUUACCCAACUCUGUGCUGGCAGAAAAGAAAAAAAUAAUUUUUUAUUUAGACUUGAACAAUUAAUUUGUUAAAGGCCCCUAGACUAAAGCUUGUCCUGUAAAAAUUUAACAUUUUAACUCUUUCACUCCCAGAUCUCAUUAGUACUUCUCCUUUCUGUCUGCCAUACAAUACUUAUGAUGUUUACUAGUCUAGGGAAUGUGUUAUUGCAUCAACUAAAUUCUCUAAUUGAGAUGUUUAUACACCAAAAAUUUUGCAACAUUGAAAAUAUAUAUUAAAUAUAUAUAUCUUUUGCUUUCUGGUCAAAAAGUCUCUCUUUUUAAUGAGAAAUAAAAAGGUGUAUAUAUUUGAUAAUUUAUACAUCUUAAAUUUGCAACGUUUUUGAAAACGGGUGUGAAUAUAUAUUGUUUUUUUGCACGAUGAUAUAUUGAUAUUGUAAGGAGAAAUUCUGUCCUGGUCACUCAUGUUAAAAAGGGUCACUCUUGUUAAAGGGUUAAUUUCUCCAUUUUGGAUCAUGUGAUAUUUCAUGGUUGGUUUUGUUAUCAGUACUACUCCUUAAGAAAACUUGCAUGUCAAAUAGUUAUAUCCAGUUUGAUAAAAACAACAGCCAACCUUCCAUGUCAUUUGUUCCAAUAUGGCACCCAGUCAGACAUCACUGUUCUCACAUGGUUGCUACUUCUUUCCAGAUAUUGACCUAAAAAAAGCUGCAAAGAGCUUCGCCCAAAAGUACUCGUGUGGAUCGUCAGUGACGGGUGAUGAUGAAAUUGUUAUCCAGGGAGACGUCCUAGAUGAUCUACUAGAUUUCAUUCCAGAGAAAUGGCCAGAGGUAAAGUCUUUCCUUCCUGUGAUGUUUAAAAAAAAAUCUAGAAUUGGAGAAAGAGGAGGGAACAUUCCUUCACCUGUGUCUUAACAGGUUAUAAAAUUGAAAUUUUGAACCGCUCGAAAGAGUUUUAAUGCGUGUGUUGCCGCGAACAGUGAUUAACCAAGUAAAAUCAAAACUUUUAAUCCAAAAUCCUUCACGAAGGCGUCGAGAAAACUCGCGCUGUUUGUUUACAGUGUUAAACGCAACUUUAGGUUCCAAAUCGAGAGAAACUGAACGAUGUAAAGAGGUUUUAAAGGGGGUAAGUUUCUAAACUGUGGUGCAGCGUCGGUGGGAGAGUAUAGCAGUUAAUUUAGUGUUAACAACUGAGUUGAAAACGUAAAUUGGCCACCGUAAAGAGUAAAAAAGCUGACGUUUCGAGCGUUAGCCCUUUGUCAAUCGCUCUGACUGAGGGCUAACGCUCGAAAUGUCAGCUUUUUUACUCGUUACAGUGGCCAAUUUACGUUUUAAACUCAGUUGUUAACACUAAAUUACGUGCUAAAGAGGUUUUAACUCUGUUGCCUUAUGGCACCGUUCGAAGAUGCCGCCACUACGCAUGCACGAAAGCUUAGAUGUCCCAUACAGGAACCAAGGCGACGGCCGCAACAGCGUGACUGGAAGCCAAUUUAUGCGCCGAACUAAUGUGGCCACCAUGUUGCGAUCUGGGAACCAGACGUAAAAGAACCUAAGGGACAAAACUUCUAAGUUCCAUACUCCCUCACCGACAGUUUUUUUUUUUUUUUCAUUUUGAAGGGAGUCUUUCUUUUCAUUUUUUUUGUACAAUUUCUUCAGGCCAAUCCAAAUAAGUAAGUUCGAUAUUUUGUUAUUAUUGCAGAUUGAUGACGAUAGCAUAGAUGAUCUCGGAGAUCAGAAGAGAUGAUAGUUUUGAAUUUAUUCAAUUUCUUGUAACUAAAUUAAAAGCUAAACCAUAAUUUCAUUCCCUCCUGUUAGGCGCUUGCCAAGGAGCCCUUGUUAGUGAAUUCGAUUCUUCUCCAGUUCUAAAAUAUCGGUGAAGAGAAAUAUCUACACCUGCGAAAUUUGUGAAGGUAGAUUCACGACUUAUAACCGGUCGUCCUAUUACUCUUCAUCCAAGUUUUCCCUUUCCUUUCGUUUUCCUGUUUUUCAAUCACUAUUCCGAAGAAUUGUUUUGCAAUGCUGCUAAUAUACCUCAAAGGACUCAUGCAUCUCUUUUUGUCAAUCCUUUGCCUUAUGGGCCCUUUUCCCGUAGAUAAAGGUAUGAAUAAAAUUGACGCUGUUCUUUGUAAAGGAAUAGCAAAUGGUUCAGUGACCGU
Messenger RNA from Pocillopora meandrina, 5642 nucleotides. NCBI's taxonomy places the organism in Eukaryota, Metazoa, Cnidaria, Anthozoa, Scleractinia, Pocilloporidae. The record is from the annotation of a GenBank genome assembly.